Benincasa hispida (wax gourd) is the source of this 3037-nucleotide messenger RNA. The record is from RefSeq and is a predicted model, not a curated record. NCBI's taxonomy places the organism in Eukaryota, Viridiplantae, Streptophyta, Magnoliopsida, Cucurbitales, Cucurbitaceae.
AAACCCAAGUUCAACAAAUAAUGAGAACAAUUUCUCUUUCAAGAUUACUUCAUAGUUGAACUAGGAAUUCCCACAUGUAGUCUCCCUUGGCGUUUGAAUAAUCGCUUAUUUUAGUAUUUCACAAUCAUUUUUCUUUCCACCAUAAUCUGAAUCAAUCAAUCAAUCAUUCUCAGGAGUUAUUUGAACAUCAAAUCCAUUUUAGUUCGAAUCCUUUCAUCACAGAGUAUGAGCAUUUGAUGAUCCAAAGAGGGAGCAUUGCAGUCGCUUAUGGUAUGUUUGUUGUUUUUGGUUGGUGUCGAGUCAAUUCCGGGACAGAGUUUCCAAGUCCAGAGAUCGCAGAAGCAGAGGCUGAGAUACAGAGCGGUGACCAUUGGUAUGGUAUCUCUGUAGGAAAAUAGGAAGAACUGUGGCGGCUACUCAUAAAUGUAGUAUUCAAACCCAGAUUCUCGAUUCAGUAUGAGAAGCAUCUUCUUACUUGCCAUUAGCUCUUUUGAUUUCACUUUCCUUCCGUCUGCUGCUGUAAAUUUUGGCUGUAGAUGGUUAGAACAUUCAAUUUGAAGAUCCCCUUCGUUUCGCCAUUCGAGACUUGUGCACUUACGAAGCCCACGGACUUGGAUUUUGAAUAGUUUUGUGGAGGAUCUGCAGUGAAUGAAGUUCCAUGUGUAGGUACACUUGAAGAACAGUUAUCAGUUUUUUGGACAAAUUCUCUAUGAGAAUACAUUGGAGAUCAAUAUGAGAGGUGCUGGAAGGAGAUUGAUUGAGAAGGAAUCUGGAAAAUGUUCUCACUCCAAGCUGGAAACUGGAUCAGAGUUUAUCUUUCCUCUGAAGUUGAAAAGGUGUAGCAAAAUAUCCCAUUCCAAGCAGAAAAAAUCAAGAACAAAGUCGCACUCACAGCCAAUUUCUUCAACAUUCAAGAGGAGACCUCUUCCUAAAUCCUUGAGCAAGGGGAAUAAAAAUGUGACAAUUAGACAACUGGCCGUUAAAAAAUUUCAGCUAAAAAAACUUGAUACAAAAUCUUCCAAGGAGUUACUUUUGUCAAAGCUUCAAGGUGGUAAAUCCCUGUCAUCAGCUAAUACGAAAGGGAAUGCAGAAAAGGUUGAGCCGGUGGUCAAGAUAAACCAACAAAGGAAAAGGAGGAAGAACAAAGGAAAAAAGGAAAAAGUGGAGUUAGAUGAAGCUUCUCGCCUACAGAGGAGAACAAGAUACCUUAUAAUUAAAAUGAAGCUAGAGCAAAACCUUAUUGAUGCUUACUCUGGAGAAGGUUGGAAAGGCCAGAGCCGAGAAAAAAUUAGGCCAGAAAAGGAACUUCAGAGAGCCAUGAAGCAGAUAUUAAAGUGCAAACUUGGAAUCCGUGAUGCUAUUCGCCAGCUGGAUUUGCUUGGUUCAGUAGGAUGCAUUGAAGACUCUGUUAUUGGUCCUGAUGGAUCUGUCUACCACGAACAUAUAUUCUGUGCAAAAUGCAAAUUGCGUGAAGCUUUCCCGGACAAUGACAUUAUACUUUGCGAUGGGACAUGCAACUGUGCUUUUCACCAAAAAUGUCUGGAUCCACCAUUAGACACGAAAAAUAUUCCUCCAGGAGACCAGGGUUGGUUUUGCAAAUUUUGUGAGUGCAAGAUGGAAAUAUUGGAAGGAAUGAAUGCACAUCUUGGUACUCGAUUCUCAUUGAACAUUAGUUGGGAGGACGUUUUCAAAGAAGAAGCUGCUUUCCCGGAUGGUGGAAAUGCGUUGCUUAAUCAUGAGUAAGAUUGGCCCUCAGAUGAUUCUGAAGAUGAUGACUAUGAUCCAGAUAAGAAGGAGAAUAGCUAUGACAACGCAAGUGGGGAAGAAAAUGAUAAGGAUGUUUUGGAGGAGUCCAGUAGUUCAACCAGCUUGAGUUGGUCUUUAGAUGGCGAGGAUUUAACUGCUAAAGAUGGUAUUGGAUGUGAAGAUCACUUGGGUGCUGGUAGCAGCUUAGUUUCUGAUGGAUCCAAUGAAGAGAGUAUUGCAUGCGGCCGUCGGCAGCGGCAGGCUGUUGAUUAUAAAAAGUUAUAUGUUGAAAUGUUUGGAAAGGAUGCUCCACCACACGAACAAGAAGAAGUUAGUGAAGAUGAAGACUGGGGACCUGCAAAAAGAAGACGGAGAGAAAAGGAAUGUGAUGCUGCAAGUACUCUCAUGUCCCUCAGUGAAAGCGAAAAAAAGAGUCAAGACAUUGACAUGGCAGCAGAGAAAAAACUUCCCAAUUCUCACAGUAGAUCAUGUUUCAGAAUCCCACGUUAUGCAGUUGAGAAACUUCGCCAAGUAUUUGCUGAAAAUGAACUUCCCUCUAGAGACGUGAAGGAGAACCUUUCAAAAGAAUUGGGUCUUGAUGCUGAAAAGGUCAGCAAAUGGUUCAAGAAUGCACGGUACUCUGCACUAAGAAAUAGAAAGGCGGAGGGAGCAACACAACCCCACAGUUCUCAUAAGACUUCCAAUGAGUCCAGACUAGCAGAUUCAAAGGAAAUGUCUGAGAAUCUUCUUUCAUUUGAGGACGCCCCAGUAAAAGAACUGCAGCAGAAGUUGCGGGGAAGUCAUUGGAAGAAAAAUCAGCACAGAAAAUCAUCACUUGUAUCUUCCAACUAUAACAAGGAUGCUUUUGAUUUUGGUGAUGAUAUAAGCUUGAAGAAUCUCCUAAAGAAUAGAAAAACGAAGGUAAAGAGGGUAAACUUUGUAGCUAGAGGUGGAGGUCAAGAAGCAGAAGUGGAGAUGGAAAGAUUGUGUAAAAUUAAUGGUAGAUUAGAGGCAAUGAAGCAGCAAUUACUUAGACUAUCAAAUAAGAAAGAUGAUGGGAUUUUAGAUAGGUCACACAUGUUUGAACAGACUAUUGUAUAUGUUCCUGUGGCAGUGUUAAAGGAAAAGGUUUGAUCCUGUACAGUGACUUUAAUUCUUCUACCCCAUAUUCAAAGUUGGGGAUCUUAUGAUAAAUCUUAAAUACCUGAUUUUUGUUUUUAAACUUUGAAUCAGAUGCUACAGGUUCCCAUAUUGCACGAGUGAAAUAUUCUCUUGAACAUUUCUUCUGCCA